This is a messenger RNA of Scylla paramamosain (green mud crab), 1770 nucleotides long. RefSeq lists its product as uncharacterized. The coding region runs from base 152 to 613 and encodes 153 amino acids. The transcript has 4 exons. The record is from RefSeq and is a predicted model, not a curated record. Lineage: Eukaryota; Metazoa; Arthropoda; Malacostraca; Decapoda; Portunidae.
UAGUUGGCCAGGUGGCGGCGGAGGCGAGCUAGGAGUCAGUGGUGGGUCUCCUUAUGCUAUUACAGUCAGUGCUCAGAGGAGUUCUCGUGAGUCUGGCAGCAAGAUUCCCUGGAGUACUUUAUCCUGUGUUCUCAAAGCUUGUGUUGGUGUGAUGUCUGACUACGCCGCGGAGAACAUGGAUCAUGCACGUCUGGCCGAGGCUGUGGCGGCCGCGAGCACUGACAACACCACAUCCACGGCAGAACUCCUGAAGUAUCUCCUCCCCCGUGUUCUGUCCCUCACCUCUGCCCUGCUCGGGGAAUCGUCAGAAAACACGACUGAGCUCACCAAGGAAAUCCUGGAUGCGGCUUCCAAAGUGUUCACUCUGGACGCCGACUCCUCCCUUUUCUUGAAUCCCGUUGUGGUUGACUUCUCGAGUGCUCUGUGGCCGCUGUACCUCAUCACCAUCCCUCUCGUUAUCGGCGGCGUCAUCUGGUACUUCGUCACCACCUUUGUGCUCGGAAAGAACGUUCUGGGUCGCAGCUGGAGUUCUUCCGGUGAGCAUGAAGAAGGUGGAAUGGAGGAACUCACGGGAAGAGUGAUGCAGGCGGUUGAGGCAAACGGCUACUCGUAAUCCGACUUCUGCACUCUGACGUCAAUUCUUCAAACUUUGCAAAACCGUGAAGGACAACUGGACACACGUAAAGACAUGGCCAGCAGUCAGUUAACCUGUUGGCUGCUCUCACUCCCUUCUGUGUUUAUUUUUUUCCUUAUCUACUGGCAUUCUGUUAGUUAUGAUUUGUAAGGAAACUGUCAUUACCAGAUUAGAUGUAAGCAAAACACGCAAAAGACAGUAGGAGUGAGUGCAGCAAAUGACUCCAAACCACGACUUUAUUUGGGUAUGCUUUGAGAGGUUGUAGCCACUGGUAGAUCAUGUUGUUUGUGUUAAGACAUUAGGGAGCUUUAAGAGAAGAUUAGACGGGUUUAUGAAUGGGGAUGCUUGGUGGAAAUAGGUAGGUAUAUUUCAUACAGGGACUGAUACGUGUAAGCCUGGUCGCUUCUUGCAGCUUCCCUUAUUUCUUAUGUUCUUAUGUUCUUUAACUGGUGUUUCUCUUCUCACUCCAAAACCCUUAUUCUGAAACGCUUUGCUCUCUCACCACGACUGUUUUUAAGGGCCACAAAGAUCUUUAAACGGAUUCUUAAGAGUGUUUCUCCUGUUAAUAAUGUAGAAAUAUUUGAUCAUUCAUCACUAGAACUGUCAUAAACACCCUUAAAAAUCCGCGUAACUUCAAGUAGAGCCUUUUAAAAAUAACGGAGAUGCGGCGCAGAAGUAUUUCACAUUACGGUCCAAAGCACACGGUAAUUAUUAUGUGUAGGUAACGUGCUUUUGUGCUGCUGAUGAUGUUAUUCUAUGGCAAAUGACUUCGGGAACCUGCAGUAUGUAGUUGACUAUGACGAGACUGUUAAAAAAAAGGUAAAAAAGACUCUUCCUGUUGGAUUACUUAUCACGGUGUCGGGGGGAGAUUGUAAGAGUAUGAAGCACUAUGAUCGAGGUUACACGCAAAAGACUCUUCCUACUAGACUACUUAUUAGGGUGUUGGGUCUGCCUCCGGUGGGUUCGUGGCGCAGAUAAACAGAGCACACGUUGACUUGUUUUAAGAGUACGCGGGGUUAAUAGAAGGAUGAUUUUAUUGACCUUGAUGAUACGCAACGGCAUUGUCUUGGGCAGCAAUUGUCUUGAGUCACGUGUCGAGGUCCACAAGCAAUAAUAAUAAUAAUAGUUCAUGUUUC